Cinara cedri is the source of this 1394-nucleotide messenger RNA. The record is from the annotation of a GenBank genome assembly. NCBI's taxonomy places the organism in Eukaryota, Metazoa, Arthropoda, Insecta, Hemiptera, Aphididae.
AAUGAAAAAUUGAGGUUAUGUGUUUGUACUUUUCGAGUAUUUGGUUUUAGUUUCAUAUCAAAAAUAGUAUUUAAUUAUAUACUCAAGUUAAGAACAAUAUUUAUUAACUAAAUGUGAAUUUUACAUAAUUAUACCUAUGAAACUUAGAAUUCAUAUGUCUACAUUUACUAUAUUGUUGAUCAAAUAAUAAUAAUGUCAGACGUAAUGGACAACAGUUGAACGGCGUUUUUUCACUUACAUUAACGUGUGUAAAUAUAUUGUUUUUAAGCACCAUAGUGUAAAAUAAUUUACUAAAUAUUAACCUUAAAACUUAAUAAAUUAUAAUAAUAGUUAACUGAUAACUUAUUCUACUACAUAAAGCAUAUCAAAGAAAUGGAAGGAAAGAAGCAGGUAGACUUAAAAAAAGAAUUUGGUCACUAUGCUACUAAAUACAAAAGUUUAAAUCCAUUUAAUGAAAUUGACUCAAAAAAACUUCUUAAAGAAAGAUAUAAACAAAACUUAGAUGAUUCAAAACCUUUAGAUGAAGAACCACCAACUAAAACUGUUACUGUUGAUUUAUAUAAACAAAUUCCAGAAUUGGAAGAUAUUGAUUUAAUCAAAUCAGAUCCUUUAUGUAAUAUGCCAAAACUAUCUGAAAAAGAGGCUGUACGAAGAGUGCGGAAUAAAUUUAUUAAGCUACAAUUGUUGUAUGCACAGCAAUUCAGGUACAUACAUUUUUAAUUAAAAAACUAUAUAACUGUUUAUUAAUAUUAUUAUUUUUUUAAUAGAUAUUUAUUAUUCAAAUAUCGAAUAAAACGUAGAGAAUUCUUAUUAAAUAAAAAAUGUGAUUCUGAUCCUUGUGGAAGUGGAUUGCUAAAUAAUUCAAAAUGGGCCACUGAAGAAGAAUACACAAAAUUUCAAAAGCUUAAACUUCUGGAACACUAUCAAAAAAUGACAAUCGGGCAGGAGGCAGUCGUGUUUAAAACAGCUAUGGAUAGAAAAAUCAGAGCAACUUCAUUAUUAAGUAAUAAGGGAAAAUCACAUCCACCACAUUGUACAUUUGUAGAAAUGGGUAUAAAAUGCACAGGAAAAAUGAUACCUAAGAGUAAAUUUUGCAAGAAACAUAUACUUAAGGACCCUAAACAAGUUUUAUUUCGAGCUUGUGGUAUACUUCAAAGUGAUAACAAAUGUCAAGAGCCUAUAGUUAACUUUGAUAUCAAAUCCACAUGUGUUUUACAUGACAAAUUACCAAUGCUUCGAGAUUAAGAAACUAAAACUAAAUGUAGACAAGUUAUAUUGUUGGAGGUAUGCACAUUUUUGGUAAUGAAAAGUUACCUAUUAUUUUUUCUUUUUUAUAUAACAUAUUUAUAUCCCCCAGUUUGAUACUGUAAUGUUUGUUUCAUUUAAUUUGUAUA